This is a messenger RNA of Cariama cristata (Red-legged seriema), 1482 nucleotides long. RefSeq names its product phosphate cytidylyltransferase 2, ethanolamine (gene PCYT2). The transcript has 12 exons. Lineage: Eukaryota; Metazoa; Chordata; Aves; Cariamiformes; Cariamidae. Gene Ontology annotation, biological process: phosphatidylethanolamine biosynthetic process. Bases 18 to 1070 code for a protein of 350 amino acids. The record is from RefSeq and is a predicted model, not a curated record. Gene Ontology annotation, cellular component: cytoplasm. Gene Ontology annotation, molecular function: ethanolamine-phosphate cytidylyltransferase activity.
GUCUUUCUAGCUAUGACAUGGUGCACUAUGGCCACUCGAACCAGCUACGCCAGGCUCGAGCCAUGGGAGAUUAUCUGAUUGUUGGAGUCCACACAGAUGAGGAGAUUGCCAAGCACAAGGGCCCCCCUGUCUUUACACAGGAGGAGAGGUACAAAAUGGUGCAAGCCAUCAAGUGGGUGGAUGAAAUUGCUCCAGGAGCUCCCUAUGUCACCACACUGGAAACCCUGGACAAAUAUAACUGUGACUUCUGUGUACAUGGUGAUGACAUCACCUUAACAAUAGAUGGCAAGGAUACCUAUGAGGAAGUGAAGACCGCAGGGCGAUACAGGGAAUGCAAACGCACCCAAGGUGUGUCCACUACUGACCUCGUUGGCCGCAUGCUGCUCAUGACUAAGGCUCACCACAGCAACAUAGAUGAGGACCUAGACUAUCGGAAGCACACUGACAACUUUGGGAAGGGGCCAAAAGGUCACAGUCCCUGGACUGGCGUCUCACAGUUCCUACAGACAUCUCAGAAGAUCAUCCAGUUUGCAUCAGGGAAGGAACCACAGCCAGGAGACACCAUCAUCUAUGUGGCCGGAGCGUUCGACCUGUUCCACAUUGGGCACGUAGAUUUCCUGGAGAAGGUUCACCAGCUGGCAGAGAAACCUUACAUCAUUGCUGGGCUGCACUUUGAUCAGGAAGUAAAUCGCUACAAAGGGAAGAACUAUCCCAUCAUGAACAUCCAUGAGAGAACACUCAGUGUCUUGGCCUGUAGGUAUGUCUCGGAAGUGGUGAUUGGAGCCCCCUACGCUGUCACUGCUGACCUGCUGGAUCACUUCAGGGUAACACUUGUGUGUCAUGGGAUGACCGAGGUGGUGCCAGACAAGGAUGGUUCUGAUCCGUACGAGGAACCGAAGAGACGUGGCAUUUUCCAGCUGGUGGACAGUGGCAGCAAUCUUACCACAGACUUAAUUGUGCAAAGAAUCAUCAAGAACAGGUUGGAGUUUGAAGCUAGGAACCAGAAGAAGGAAGCAAAAGAGCUGGCUGUGUUGGAGGCUAUGAAGAGACUGGAAGAGGAGAAACACUAGGCCAGCAGUGAGCUGAUGCGUGGGUUGCAGAGCACCGCAGCCUUACCCUCUUGAGGAGCAGACAGCUCUUCCAAGAGGGGACCCCGAACGGGGACACCGCUGCCAGCACGCAGAGUGUUCUGUCCUACCCUCCUCUCCUAGCUCCUCCUGCACUAAUUAUGCAGACAUAACGAGUUGGGAUCCCGCUGCCUAGUUUUUGCUCCGUUAAUCAGCUCCCGUCCCCUUUCCCAGGAGGAGAUUUGACGACAAAAAAAAGUUUUAAUUAUAACUAAUGUUUUAACAUGUUGAUGUGCUUUUACCUUCUGCCAUUUCUGGCUUUUAGUAGGAGGGAAAUGGAGCAGCUGCCCAGGCCCCCUCUGCCCCUCCAGGUUCAAGUGUCCUGACUGGAGUCCGCUUUCCAGAGCAGCCCUUC